Messenger RNA from Chelmon rostratus (copperband butterflyfish), 5281 nucleotides. RefSeq names its product collagen alpha-1(XVIII) chain-like. Bases 90 to 3860 code for a protein of 1256 amino acids. The transcript is spliced from 45 exons. The record is from RefSeq and is a predicted model, not a curated record. NCBI's taxonomy places the organism in Eukaryota, Metazoa, Chordata, Actinopteri, Chaetodontiformes, Chaetodontidae.
GUGGGCUCCAUCUCUCUCUCUCUCUUACCAAAGCUAUCACACAUGAGCAGGACAACUUUACUUUGGAUCUAAGCUUCCCGUCACUGAAGAUGACUUCACGCAUUCCUCCAUGGUUCUUUGGAUUAUUUCUACUAGUCCUUCGGUUCUGCUGCUGUGGCUCCUCUGCCUAUCAGCUGCUGGAUGAGCGCGGUUCUCAGGGAGCCUUGGACCUGACGGAGUUGAUCGGCGUCCCCCUUCCUCCCUCCGUCUCCUUUGUAACGGGUUUCGAGGGUUACCCCGCCUACAGCUUCGGCCCGGACGCCAACGUCGGCCGCCUCACAAAGUCAUUCAUCCCUGACCCAUUCUACUAUGACUUUGCCGUCACAGUUACAGCUAAACCUACCACAAGGCGUGGUGGCGUGCUGUUUGCCAUUACAGAUGCUUACCAAAAGAUUGUACACUUGGGUAUCGCGUUGUCCGAGGUAGAGGAUGGUUCCCAGAGAGUCAUAUUGUACUACACCGACCCAGGAACAAGAGGUGGGACCCUGGAAGCAGCUUCCUUCAAAAUGGGAGACCUGACGGGACGGUGGGCGAGGUUCACCCUGACUGUACAGGGGGCAGAGGUGCGUCUCUAUAUGGACUGUGAGGAAUACCACAGAGUUGCCUUCACCCGGAGCCCUCAGCCUCUGACCUUCGAGGCCAGCUCGGGGAUCUUCGUGGGGAACGCCGGGGGCACGGGCCUGGCGAGGUUUGUGGGCUCCAUCCAGCAGCUGGUGCUGAAGUCAGAUCCCACGGCCCCAGAUGACCAGUGUGAGGAGGAUGAUCCUUACGCCUCUGGAUACGGAAGUGGUGAUGAUGCUUAUGAAGACAUGGAAGGAAGAGACGAAGUGAAGAAGAUCGUGGAGGAGAGAGAGUACACAAUGCCCUUGCCAGAGCUGGACCCCACAAUCAGCACCCCAGUCCGAGCUCCGCCCACUGAGAUGUCGCGAGGUGAUGAUGAAGAUGAUGACGAUGAAGACAUAGAGGAGACUUCUGGGCAGGGGGUGGAGAUGACCACAGCAAGAGUUAAAUCAUUUAAAACAGAUACACCAGCCUCCAUACUUGACACUUCCCUCCAGAUGUCUCCAGGACAGAAAGGGGAGCCAGGUGAGCCAGGUCCUUCCGGUCCCCCAGGACCACCCGGCCUUCCAGGAAAAGGGGAGCCAGGACCCCGGGGUCCACAAGGACCUCAGGGACAUCCAGGCCCACCUGGAGUUCCUGGGAAAGAUGGACAGCCUGGAAGCAAAGGUGAAACUGGUGUCCCAGGAGCUACAGGGGUUCCAGGAUUCCCAGGAUUACAGGGAGAGCCUGGUCCUCAGGGAGAAAAGGGUGAUCUUGGUGUUGGACUGCCAGGUCCUCCAGGCCCGCCUGGACCUCCAGGUCGACCUCAUAAGUCUCCCACGUUCCUGGAGGGGUCAGGAUUUGAAGACUUUGACAGUGAUGCAGAGAUUAUCAGGGGGCCUCCAGGGCUUCCCGGCCCCCCGGGACCACCGGGGCCCUCAGGAAAACCAUCUGAGAACAUCUUACCUGGACCACCUGGGGCCCCUGGGAGAGAUGGAGAGAAGGGUGAACCUGGACUGCCUGUGAUUGAGGAGUGGUUUAGUGGCUCUGGGUCUGGGUCUGGUCAGGGAGUUGAUGGAAAGGAUGGAGAUCCAGGACCUGCUGGGGAGAAAGGAGACAAGGGAGAGUCUGGUGUAAACGGACAACCAGGACCAAAGGGAGACCAGGGUCCGCCAGGAUUUCCAGGCCUCCCAGGCCCAGAGGGUCCAGAAGGGCAGCCUGGUCCCAGGGGUGUACCUGGCCCUCCUGGGCCCCCAGGCCCCCCUGGAAGAGGCUUUGUGUGGGACUUUGAGGACUUGGAAGGAUCUGGGAUGCUGAGGGGUUUGGAAGCUGUGCCCUCCAGAGGCCCACAGGGUCCUCCAGGAAUCCCUGGACUCGAGGGACCCAAGGGUAAAGAUGGUUCAGUUGGCUUCCCAGGAACGCCAGGUCCAAAGGGGGAGACCGGUGCUGCAGGACAACCAGGGCUUCCAGGACUGAAGGGACUAGACGGGGAAGAGGGAAGAAAGGGGGACAAAGGUGAUCCAGGACAAAAGGGAGAGACAGGGAGGGAUGGGCUCAGUCUACCCGGCCCUCCAGGACCACCUGGACCUCCAGGACCCAUUAUCAACCUCCAGGAUCUUCUGCUUAACGACACAGAUGGCGCCUUCAACUUCUCAGGGAUUUUUGAAGCUCAGGGAGCCGCUGGUCCAAAGGGUGACGUGGGCUUGCCGGGAGCUGAAGGACCUCCAGGGCUGAAAGGUGAAAAGGGCGAGCCAGGGUUCGUCAUCGCAGCAGAUGGAUCCAUGAUGUCGGGCCUGGCUGGUCCAGUGGGACCCAAAGGACUCAAGGGAGAUCUUGGUGUACCUGGACCUGCCGGGAUUCAAGGGCCUGUGGGACCACCGGGACCCAAAGGAGAAUUUGGUUUUCCUGGAAGACCCGGUCGUCCAGGCCUGAUGGGACCAAAAGGAGAGAGAGGGGACUCUAUAGGCCUGCCGGGUCCUCCUGGUCCACCUGGGCUGCCGGGCCGCCCAGGAAUAUAUAACUGCCCCAAAGGAACAGUGUUCCCCAUCCCCCCGAGACCCCACUGCAAAAUGGCCCUUAAUCCCAAUGGAACCAUUGCAGUCGGUAACUGUCAGACGGGACUAAAAGGAGAAAAGGGAGCGAGAGGCCUUCCCGGGAUGCCGGCGCCACCAAACUCAUUUCUUCCCAGAGGCAGCUGGGGCACAAGAGGUGACCAGGGCAUUAAAGGAGAGAAGGGAGACAGGGGGGAAGGAGGGUUUCCCGGGCGACCAGGCAUUCCUGGGAGACCAGGACCCGUGGGACCUAAAGGAGAGUCAGUGCUUGGUCCACCAGGCCACCCUGGAGUGCCAGGUUCACCGGGUAGCCCAGGCUAUGGCAGACCAGGACCGGUCGGCCCUCCUGGGCCCCCAGGGCCUCCUGGGCCCCCUGCGUCACCCUUCAGAUAUGGCUCAGCUUUGACCAUUGCUGGGCCACCUGGGCCUCCUGGGCCACCUGGAUCUCCUGGACCUUCAGGUAGCGCAGCAUCUCUGAAAACCUUUUUGACCCGUGAGACUAUGAUGCAGCAGACCCUCCGGGAUGCAGAGGGAACUCUGGCGUACGUCACAGCAACAGGAAGUCUCUUCCUGAAGGUGUCCCAGGGAUGGAAAGAGAUCCAGCUUGGCAGUCUGAUCUACCUCUCCAAUAACAUUAUUCCACAAGACGAGCCCCGAGUUGCGUAUCAGAUAAGAGGAGACACGAUGGAAAGAAUACGUUCAGUUAAUGAAAGGCUCAACCUGGUGGCCUUGAACCAGCCUCACUCAGGCGACAUGAUGGGGCUCGACAUGGCGGACCGGAUGUGUUACGAGCAGGCCAAGGCGAUGGGUUUAGCUCCGAACUACCGCGCCUUCAUUUCUUCCCACAGGCAAGACCUGGUCCACGUGGUCUAUCCUGGUUUCCGGGAAACUCUGCCAAUUACCAACCUCAGGGGAGACGUGAUGUUUAGGAACUGGCGGUCCAUUUUCAGCGGCAACGGGGGGCGAAUCAACGCCAAGCUACCCAUCUAUUCCUUUGAUGGCCGGGACGUUUUAGCUGACCCCUUCUGGCCGCAGAAGAGCAUCUGGCACGGCUCCACCAGCAGGGGGUUCCGAGUGGUGGACAAACACUGUGAGACGUGGCAGGCGGACCACAUGUCUGUCGCGGGCCAGUCGUCGAGCCUGACCUCAGGCCUGCUCCUGGGCCAGCAGACGCGGAGCUGUUCCAACCAGUACAUCGUUCUUUGCAUCGAGACCCACAAAAACCCUUAAACGCCCCACCGAGACCACUCCACCGAGGAACCCGUCCCAGCCACCCGUCCCAGCCACCGUUCAACACUCGGGGAAAAGAUUUGAGUGUCGCCAUUUUCAGCAAACCUUUGGUGCUACGUGUAGCAUUUUGCGGACCACAUUUAACACCCCGUUGUUCACAAAGAGGCCGUUUUUCUCUUCGCCUUCUUCUGACAUCAGUCUGUGUUUUUUUUCUGAGGGGCCAGAGGAUUGUUAAAGGGCAGUAACAAAUUCUUCAAAACAGCCAAGAUAUGAUCCAGGAAGGUAGGCUAAUGUGAGACUGAUGCUAAGCUGUGGAACUGGAAUGAUUGUGUGGAUCGUUUGCAAUCCAAAUACGCAGCUUUAAAGAAAGCAAUCCAGGAGGUUUCCUCUUACAUUCAACCUGGUGGCACAUAAUGUAAAAUGCAGCACAGAUCCCGGCAGAGUCCUCUUGUGCUAAUUCAUAGAUAGAUAGAUGGAUAGAUAGAUAGAUAGAUAGAUAGAUAGAUAGAUAGAUCAUACCAAUAAUGCUAACAUCUCAAAGAGAAUGUGGUAGUUGCUUAUUAGUGUUAAAAUGAUACACGCAGCACCUUCCAGCCUUUACUCAAAGAAAGCGGACAGAUACAUCUGUUUCCCAUGUCGUCAUCCAGGUGUCUACAGGAUAAAACGUCUCUUUUUCAAGUUUAUUGUCUCCUAAUGGUUCAACAGACUGAAUUUAGAGACUGAGCGGCUGCAGGAACCCGCACCUGCCCCCGAUAUGUGGCGAUUUUUACAAAUGAUCGAUUUCCAAAGACUUUUGUGACGGGAGCGUAAAGAGCUUCUCUCACUGUUUUUGUUUACAGGUUGUCGUGGAGAGUUUUAAGUUUAAAACAUUUCAGCCAAAGUUUACUCAAUGUUUUCACAGUCCCUCGCCCGACAGCGGGGCGAACAGACAGCCAGUGUUGCCACCAAAGUCAUUUUUAAUGCACUGUAUUUUAUUUUAAGAAUAUUUUCUAGUUCAGCAUUUUCGCCCUUGAAGAUGUUGUUUGUGUUGUAGCCUUUCAUACGUCUUUGUGAUCUCACUCAUUAGCAGCUCUAACUCUCACUAGGCUAUUUAAUUUAAACUCAUUGAUUUAUUUAUACCGUCACAGCACAUAACAUGGAAUCAGAUGAUUAAAUUUAAGAAUGUAAUUUAUCGUUUACUGUGCCUUCUCACUUUUUGCCUCUUUUCUAUUUUUUUGUACAGUUUUUUUUUUUUUUUUUUUCAUUUAUUGAUUUUUGGAGAAUGUUGAAAACAGUCAAAACAAAGUGUAGAGAUCCAAUUCAAACAAGCUAAAUAUUUCAAUGCAGAAAGAAAAGAAUGCUAGAAAAAUAAAUUCCAAGGGAAAAAGUGAGAGCACAUGUUUUUGUAUAAAAAUUGGUGCUUUUAUGAAUAAAGUUUUCUC